Molecule: messenger RNA, 2363 nt
Organism: Puma concolor (puma)
Lineage: Eukaryota; Metazoa; Chordata; Mammalia; Carnivora; Felidae
Gene: GFM2
Product: GTP dependent ribosome recycling factor mitochondrial 2
Biological process (GO): mitochondrial translation; ribosome disassembly
Cellular component (GO): mitochondrion
Molecular function (GO): GTP binding; GTPase activity
Source: RefSeq, a predicted model, not a curated record
AACAUGUUGUCCAACUUGAGGAAAUUUGUAGUCAGUCAUAAGAAAAUACCCAUCCUGCACGUUAAUAAUAUGUGUUGCUCUAAAAUGAGAGCAAGUUUACAAAGACUAAAGUCACAUGUGCCUCUUGGAAGAAACUACAGUUCUCUACCAGGUUUGAUAGGAAAUGAUAUCAAAUCCCUUCAUUCUGUCAUCAAUCCUCCCAUAGCUAAAAUCCGAAAUAUUGGAAUUAUGGCUCAUAUUGAUGCAGGCAAAACUACCACCACAGAAAGAAUAUUGUACUAUUCUGGAUACACAAGAUCGCUGGGAGAUGUUGAUGAUGGAGAUACAGUGACAGAUUUCAUGGCUCAAGAGCGAGAAAGAGGCAUUACUAUUCAGUCUGCUGCUGUUACGUUUGAUUGGAAGGGAUAUAGAGUCAAUUUAAUUGAUACGCCAGGUCAUGUAGACUUUACCUUGGAGGUUGAGCGCUGCCUUAGAGUGUUGGAUGGUGCAGUAGCUGUGUUUGAUGCCUCUGCUGGUGUAGAGGCCCAGACUCUCACAGUAUGGAGGCAAGCUGAUAAACACAAGAUACCUCGAAUCUGUUUUUUAAACAAAAUGGACAAAACUGGAGCAAGUUUUAAAUAUGCGGUUGAAAGCAUCAGAGAGAAGUUGAAGGCAAAGCCAUUACUUUUGCAGUUACCACUUGGUGAAGGCAAAGCUUUCAAAGGAGUUGUGGAUGUAGUAAAUAAAGAAAAACUUCUUUGGAAUCCUAAUUCAGAUGAUGGAAAAGACUUUGUGAGGAAUCCCCUUUUGGAAAUGAGUGAUCCUGAGUUGCUUAAGCAGACAACUGAAGCAAGGAAUGCCUUAAUUGAGCAGGUUGCAGAUUUGGAUGAUGAAUUUGCUGACUUGGUUUUAGGAGAAUUUAGUGAAAAUUUUGAUUUGCUACCAGCUGAAAAGCUCCAGACUGCAAUUCGCAGAGUAACACUGGCUCAGACAGCAGUGCCUGUGCUUUGUGGAAGUGCCCUGAAAAACAAAGGUGUCCAGCCCUUGUUGGAUGCUGUUACCGUGUACUUGCCUUCACCUGAAGAGCGCAACUAUGAAUUUCUGCCAUGGUAUAAGGGUGACUUAUGUGCACUGGCAUUUAAAGUUCUUCAUGACAAGCAGCGAGGACCACUGGUGUUUAUGCGCAUUUACUCAGGCAUGAUAAAACCCCAAUUGGCCAUCUAUAAUAUUAAUGGAAACUGCACGGAGAGAAUAAGUCGUCUUCUUUUGCCAUUUGCUGACCAACAUAUAGAAAUCCCUUCACUGACUGCUGGUAACAUUGCUUUGACUGUUGGCCUUAAACACACCGCCACAGGAGACACCAUUGCCUCAUCCAAGUCCAGUGCGUUAGCUGCAGCUCGUCGAGCCGAAACAGAAGGAGGAAAAAAACAUAGACGGAACAAUGAAGCCGAAAGACUUCUUCUGGCUGGGGUGGAGAUUCCAGAACCUGUUUUCUUCUGUACCAUAGAACCCCCUUCGGUGGCUAAGCAGCCAGAUUUGGAUUAUGCAUUGAAAUGCCUUCAACGUGAAGAUCCCAGUUUGAAAGUGAAGCUAGAUGCUGAUUCUGGACAGACUGUCUUAUGUGGUAUGGGGGAGUUACAUAUUGAGAUUAUUCAUGACCGAAUCAAGAGAGAAUAUGGAUUGGAAACCUAUCUAGGGCCUCUCCAGGUGGCAUACCGAGAGACUAUUCUAAAUGCAGUUUGUGCCACAGAUACCUUAGAUAGAACAUUAGGAGACAAACGGCAUCUUGUGACUGUAGAACUGGAAGUAAAACCAGUUGAAACAGCCUCUGUUAUGCCAGUUAUCGAGUAUGCUGGAGGUGUUAGUGAAGACCUUCCGACGGCUUCCCAAGAGGCCAUUGAAAAUGGGAUUCACAGUGCAUGCCUCCAAGGACCAUUGCUUGGAUCCCCAGUCCAAGAUGUGGCAGUUGCUGUACAUUCACUGAUAAUUCAUCCUGGUACCUCCACAACUAUGAUUUCUGCCUGUGUCUCCAGAUGCAUACAAAAGGCGCUGAAGAAGGCUGAUAAGCAAGUUUUAGAGCCCCUGAUGAAGCUCGAGGUUACAGUCACUAGAGAUUACCUCAGCCUUGUCCUGGCAGAUCUGGCACAAAGAAGAGGGACCAUUCAGGAAAUCCAGACUCGUCAGGAAAACAAAAUUAUUACUGGAUUUGUUCCCCUAGCAGAAAUUAUGGGUUAUUCAACUGUGCUUCGAACGCUAACAUCAGGCUCAGCUACUUUUGCCUUAGAACUAUCUAAUUAUGAAGCCAUGAAUCCUCAAGACCAAACUGUACUGCUCGGCCGGCGAAGUGGCUUGACCCAAGUACUUUGAGACUCCGGAGCCCCUAU